Messenger RNA from Drosophila innubila, 2195 nucleotides. It is a transcript of the gene Arp2, whose product is annotated as actin-related protein 2. Gene Ontology annotation, molecular function: actin filament binding. The transcript is spliced from 8 exons. The coding region runs from base 1 to 1200 and encodes 399 amino acids. Gene Ontology annotation, biological process: Arp2/3 complex-mediated actin nucleation. Gene Ontology annotation, cellular component: Arp2/3 protein complex; actin cortical patch. NCBI's taxonomy places the organism in Eukaryota, Metazoa, Arthropoda, Insecta, Diptera, Drosophilidae. The record is from RefSeq and is a predicted model, not a curated record.
AUGGACAGCAAAGGUCGCAAAGUUAUUGUUUGUGAUAACGGCACGGGGUUCGUAAAAUGCGGCUAUGCCGGCAGCAAUUUUCCCGCGCACAUUUUCCCAUCGAUGGUUGGACGGCCGAUCAUACGAGCGGUCAAUAAAAUUGGUGACAUCGAAGUAAAGGAUUUACAUGUCGAUGACCUUAUGGUUGGCGAUGAAGCUUCACAGCUGCGCUCACUACUUGAAGUCUCAUAUCCCAUGGAGAACGGAGUCGUACGGAAUUGGGAUGAUAUGUGUCAUGUGUGGGAUUAUACGUUCGGACCCAAGAAAAUGGAUAUUGAUCCGACGAACACAAAGAUAUUGCUGACAGAACCCCCAAUGAAUCCCACAAAGAAUCGCGAAAAGAUGAUUGAGGUCAUGUUCGAGAAGUAUGGUUUCGAUUCCACGUAUAUUGCCAUACAGGCGGUACUGACGUUGUACGCCCAGGGCCUCAUCUCCGGUGUUGUCAUCGAUUCUGGGGAUGGUGUGACGCAUAUUUGUCCUGUCUACGAGGAAUAUUCACUGCCACAUUUGACACGGCGACUUGACAUUGCGGGUCGUGAUAUAACGCGUUAUUUGAUUAAGUUACUUUUACUACGUGGUUAUGCCUUUAAUCAUUCCGCUGAUUUUGAAACGGUACGCAUCAUGAAGGAGAAACUUUGUUACAUCGGCUAUGAUAUUGAAAUGGAACAACGUCUGGCCCUUGAAACCACGGUCUUGGUGGAGUCUUACACGUUACCUGAUGGACGUGUUAUCAAAGUUGGUGGCGAGCGUUUUGAGGCGCCCGAGGCACUUUUCCAACCGCAUUUAAUAAACGUUGAAGGCGCCGGCAUUGCGGAAUUGGCAUUUAAUACAAUACAGGCUGCGGAUAUUGAUAUACGUCCCGAACUCUAUAAGCAUAUUGUUCUCUCUGGCGGCUCCACCAUGUAUCCGGGUCUGCCCAGCCGACUGGAGCGAGAAAUUAAACAGUUGUAUUUGGAACGCGUUCUCAAGAACGAUACGGAAAAACUGGCGAAAUUCAAAAUACGAAUUGAGGAUCCACCGCGUCGCAAAGAUAUGGUCUUCAUUGGCGGCGCUGUCUUAGCCGAGGUAACGAAAGAUCGAGAUGCGUUUUGGAUGUCCAAGCAGGAGUAUCAGGAGCAGGGCCUAAAAGUAUUGCAGAAACUGCAAAAGAUCAGCAACUAAAGCGAAACAGUAAAUGCUAACAGAGACAGCAAUCAAUCAGCAUCCACAUCAGCAUCAACAACAAUAAAUAUGUAUAACAAUAACUGGAACAACAACAAUGGCAACAAAAGAAACAUGAUUGAUUAAUGGAUACCAUAGCAUCAUUUGCAUUUGCUUUAUAUUAAGUGAAAAUUGAAGGCUUAUGUAUUAUGUAGUUUGUUUACUCUUGGUGUGCAUUGUGUUCAUUCAGUUCUUCCUAAUUCUAAUUCCCUAGUUACAUGCAACUACAUACAUACAUUCGCAUAUGCACAAAGUAAUAGCGUACUUUUUCUUCACACUCAAGAAAUAAACACCUGUAAAAAUGCUAUGUUAUAAUCGUAAUGCCAAAUUUUGAAAAUGUAUAUUUGAGAGGUUGGCUUUAAAAUGUGUAAUUAAGUGUCGCCUGAAUUGUAAUAGUUCAUUUAUAAUUAUUAUUCUUAUGUUUUCUUUCGACUUUUCUUUUUUUUUUCAUUAAAUAUACAUAUGCAUAGAUUGUAUUGAUAUUUUUGUAAACAUGUAUCUUUCAUUUGUGCAGUAGCCGUAAUCGUAAAACAAAAAAAAAGUAUUUUCAUGUUUCCUCCUCAAAAACAAUUAUGAUCGAGUAUUAACCCAGUCUGGGCAAGUUGCUUAUAGUGUUAUAACUUUAAAAAGCGAUUUUAAAUCGUCCUGUCUUGUCUUCUGAACUGUGAGUGUUCGUUCGUGCGCGUGUUUGUAUGUGUGAGUGAGUGAAAGAGACAAAAGAGUGAGCUGCAUACAUAGUUUAAAAAGAGAAAUAAAUACACAAAGUACAUGUUGCGAGUAUAUAGAAAAAUAUUUGUGCUAACUAAGUUAGUAGUUGCUUGCAGCUGCAUUUGCUAAUAGUUUACUUCAUUGCAAUUAACGACUGCCCAAUAAUAUUAAGCAUUAAUUAGAACUACAACAAAAUUUUGUUCCGUUGUGCAUAUUAAAAAUGCAAUAAACUUUAAUUGUGUGUCGAA